AUGUCGGGAGGCACGGGCCAGAUGUCGCCGCGGGGCAUGGUGGACGUGGCGUGCUCGGGCGACUAUGCUGCGGAGUGCUGCAGCGGGGAGAAUGCGCCCCCGGACGACUACGAGCCAGCGGAGGCAGAGGAGGGUCAUACAGCCCAGAAGUCACCGCGGGGCAUGAUGGACGUGGCCUGCUCGGGCGACUCGAAGGAGGCAAGCCCUAGGAGCUACAGCGGGGAGAAUGCACCCCCAGACUACGAGCCAGCGGAGGCAGAGGAGGGUCGUACAGCCCAGAAGUCACCGCGGGGCAUGGUUGACGUGGCCUGCUCGGGCGACUCGAAGGAGGCAAGUCCCAGGAGCUACACCGCGGAGUGCUGCAGCGGGGAGAAGGCGUCCCCGGACUACGAGCCAGCAGAGGCAGAGGAGGGUCGUACAGCCCAGAAGUCACCGCGGGGCAUGGUUGACGUGGCCUGCUCGGGCGACUCGAAGGAGGCAAGCCCCAGGAGCUACACCGCAGAGUGCUACCUCAGGGAAGAUGCGCCCCCAGGUGACUAUGAGCUCGCGGAAGCAGGGGAGGAUCCCGGUGCGCCGGAUGUGCCACCGGAGGAGGGGAGCCCAGACGAGCACCUGGACGACUGGAAGGUCCCGGUGUUCUCGCUGGUGGAGGUAGAGGAUGGUGGGCGGCUCGUCACGCGGCUGCACUACGUCUCGUACAAGCAGCUGAUGGAAGACCUGCUCUCCACGUCCUGGGACUCCUCGCGGGCCACGGGGUUCGAUGCCAAGUCUCGGUGCUCCGCCCCUGUGUCCGCUACUGGCUAUGACGACAUCCCUGUUGGCAGCGAGGCGAGGACGUCACAGUCUGGCGAGCUGUUCCGACCCGCCUCUGCGCUGGGUGCGGCGGCCAGACAGAUCAGUCUAGCUCAGAUCAGUCUAGCUCAGAUCAGUCUAGCUCAGAUCAGUCUAGCUCAGAUCAGUCUAGCUCAGAUCAGUCCAGCUCAGAUCAGUCCAGCUCAGAUCAGUCCAGCUCAGAUCAGUCCAGCUCAGAUCAGUCCAGCUCAGAUCAGUCCAGCUCAGAUCAGUCCAGCUCAGAUCAGUCCAGCUCAGAUCAGUCCAGCUCAGAUCAGUCCAGCUCAGAUCAGUCCAGCUCAGAUCAGUCCAGCUCAGAUCAGUCCAGCUCAGAUCAGUCCAGCUCAGAUCAGUCCAGCUCAGAUCAGUCUAGCUCAGAUCAGUCCAGCUCAGAUCAGUCCAGCUCAGAUCAGUCCAGCUCAGAUCAGUCCAGCUCAGAUCAGUCCAGCUCAGAUCAGUCCAGCUCAGAUCAGUCCAGCUCAGAUCAGUCCAGCUCAGAUCAGUCCAGCUCAGAUCAGUCCAGCUCAGAUCAGUCCAGCUCAGAUCAGUCCAGCUCAGAUCAGUCCAGCUCAGAUCAGUCCAGCUCAGAUCAGUCCAGCUCAGAUCAGUCCAGCUCAGAUCAGUCCAGCUCAGAUCAGUCCAGCUCAGAUCAGUCCAGCUCAGAUCAGUCCAGCUCAGAUCAGUCCAGCUCAGAUCAGUCCAGCUCAGAUCAGUCCAGCUCAGAUCAGUCCAGCUCAGAUCAGUCCAGCUCAGAUCAGUCUAGCUCAGAUCAGUCCAGCUCGCGAUGUCGGGGAGUUGCUUGCCGCGGGAUCCGAGUGGUGA
This is a messenger RNA of Bacillus rossius redtenbacheri, 1653 nucleotides long. Its product is annotated as nucleolar protein dao-5-like. The record is from RefSeq and is a predicted model, not a curated record. The transcript has 4 exons. NCBI's taxonomy places the organism in Eukaryota, Metazoa, Arthropoda, Insecta, Phasmatodea, Bacillidae. Bases 1 to 1653 code for a protein of 550 amino acids.